This is a messenger RNA of Emiliania huxleyi CCMP1516, 564 nucleotides long. RefSeq lists its product as hypothetical. The record is from RefSeq and is a predicted model, not a curated record. Gene Ontology annotation, biological process: negative regulation of cell growth. Lineage: Eukaryota; Haptophyta; Isochrysidales; Noelaerhabdaceae. The transcript has a single exon. Bases 1 to 564 code for a protein of 187 amino acids.
AUGGCACGCCUUGGCACGACUUGGCACGACUCACUGCCUCCGCCUGUGCCUGUGCCUCUGCCUCCGCCUGUGCCGGCCAUCGUUGCGGGUGCGGACCCGGAAACAGCUGAUGCUGCUGGAGAAACCGAGAUGCUGAGGCAAAACCCCGCGUCGCUGCGUCAGCAGCUGCAGUCGUCCGAGGUGCGGCAGACGUUGCAGUCGGCAGAGGAGGGGGAGGGACCAGCCAGUGACACUGAUGGGGAGGGUGAGGAGGGAGAGGAGACCGACUCUGACGGCGCGCCUGCCCCUCUGCCAGCCCCUCUACCACCAGCCGAUCAGCCGCCCCUCGGCCCAGUAUCUCUGGCGAGCGCCAACUUCGACACUGGCAGACCAGAGGUCCCCGAGUCCACCGUCGGCGGUGAGUCGACGUGCAUCAUCUGCUUCACUCGGCCGAAAUCGCACGUUGCGAUCCCGUGCGGCCAUCUGUGCGCUUGCGACGUGUGCUCCGCAAGGAUGGAGCAGUGUCCCAUCUGCCGCGAGCCGGUGAUGACGUGGUUCCUCCCCUCACGCAUCCGCGAGGCGUAG